CUGAAGCCCGAGGUCGAGAAAAUCUUAAAGCUAAAGCCCAAGGUAGAAAAAAUUUUAAAGACCAUAUUCUCCCAACUAAAGCUCGAGGUGGUGAAAAUUUUAAAGAUAUUUGUUGUGGUCCUGGAGGUCCAGGAGUAAAUGGUUCAGUUCCCAAUACUGGUAAUAGGGUUACAAUCAUCAGCAAUACAAAUACAGCAGAAGGUUGUUGUAGACAUUGUUAUGAGAAUCCUAGGUGUAUUUGGUAUUUUAUUAAUUUAGAACUUAAUACUUGUCACCUUAUUGGAUCAGCUACAGAUCCACUUGUAAAUAUAUGCGAUUCGUACGUAAAUUAUGUAAAUGAUAAUUUUUUUGCAUCCGGAACCUCAGGUUGUGGCUUUUGUCAAGUUAACGAAUGUUAA
This is a messenger RNA of Dentiscutata erythropus, 398 nucleotides long. The record is from the annotation of a GenBank genome assembly. Lineage: Eukaryota; Fungi; Glomeromycota; Glomeromycetes; Diversisporales; Gigasporaceae.